GCCCCGCCCAAUAUCCUUUUUACUUUUACCUCAACGAUCACGACUUUCGAUCAUCAAGCAAAAUCAAAUGACAGCGCGUUAAUAUUACUUCGCUCCCAAAUUCUGGUCUACAAUGGGCACUCUACGUUUUGCAGUAGCUUUGCAGCGUUUGGUCCCGUUUCUCGGCUACCACCAUAUUCUCAUGAUAGGGCAAGUCAUCGUUGUAGUAUUCAUAUCAAUAAUACUCGCCGGCUGCUCCAGUUAUUCGACCAUGACUAAUAUCUACAUUCUCGGCCUAUCGUACACGAAUUCAACGCCAUCAGGUCUUACCUCAGUCACAAGAAAUUUAUCCCAGACGCUAAAUGGAUUCAAAGGCUCAUCGCAGCUCGAAGUCCGAGUCGGAUACUUUGGGAUGUGUGUGCGCCAGCGCGGCAUUGUCUGGCUUUGUAGUUCCGAUGCAGACGGCCUGGCGCAGCAAAUUGGACCCGAGAACGAUCCGUUGAACCUCAUAGGUACAGCGUCGAAAUUCAAGGAUGAUGUGCUAUUCUCCGGACUGUUGUUCAUGGCCGUCGUCCUCGCAUUCAUCUGCAUAUUGCUCAUGGCUACCUUCCCCAACUGGCAUGCCGAGCGUGAUACAAGAACUGGUUCAGAUGUCGACGUUCAACCAUUUCCGUCCCGUCCCGUUUCGCAGGUCGCCAUGACGCAGGCCUUUGUCGCUGCAAUUCUGUUGCUCGUUGCCGGUCUUUGGCAGCAUAUAGGUUCUGUGGGUGCGGCAGCGAUGGCAGAAACUGCAAAUUAUGGCAACGUCAAAACUGAUAUAGGUACUAAUGCGAUGAUUAUGGCGUGGGCCGGGUUCACUAUCGAGGCGUGUGUGACGAUAGGACUACUAGUCAUGAUCUUAUCGAUUAUCGUUUUAGAUAGGCUCACGGAUGAAUAGGAGCUAGAAAGAUGUACAGGGAUAUGUAGGAUGCCAGCAAUGACAGGAAAAGCUAUCAAUAAGAGAGCGAAAGCAGAAGGCUGAUGCAAUUAGGCGAUGCCCUUUGGGACUUGUUGUCCUCACC
Cucurbitaria berberidis CBS 394.84 is the source of this 1040-nucleotide messenger RNA. RefSeq lists its product as uncharacterized. Gene Ontology annotation, biological process: conjugation with cellular fusion. Lineage: Eukaryota; Fungi; Ascomycota; Dothideomycetes; Pleosporales; Cucurbitariaceae. Gene Ontology annotation, cellular component: membrane; mating projection tip. The transcript is spliced from 3 exons. The coding region runs from base 113 to 916 and encodes 267 amino acids. The record is from RefSeq and is a predicted model, not a curated record.